Messenger RNA from Acanthaster planci (crown-of-thorns starfish), 1994 nucleotides. Its product is annotated as PI-PLC X domain-containing protein 3-like. The record is from RefSeq and is a predicted model, not a curated record. NCBI's taxonomy places the organism in Eukaryota, Metazoa, Echinodermata, Asteroidea, Valvatida, Acanthasteridae. Gene Ontology annotation, biological process: lipid metabolic process. Gene Ontology annotation, molecular function: phosphoric diester hydrolase activity.
UUUGUUGUUCAUUUAUUGUUAUUACUACUACAUAGCCUCUAGCCCCUGGCUAGCUAGCUAGCUAGCUCCGGGCUAGUCGUGCAUGAAAUUAGUCGAGUACAUGUAGGCCUUCAUAUACUGUGUACAUGAGCUAGGAAAAUGGCGGCGGCGGGGGACUCCACAAAUGUUGAAAAUUCGAAGAUUGAAAAUGAGGAAGAUUAUUCAGACUGGAUGUCGAAACUACCAGAGAAACUUCUGUGUGAGCCGCUGAAAAAUAUUGCGAUUCCUGGAUCACACGAUUCAUUUAGUUACACUCUUGAUCUCAAUACGCCAGUGUCACCAAGCUCCCCCGACACUGUGCGCAAUCUAGUAUCAGCGUUUGGUGACAUGGCCAAAAAGAUUGUCUACAAAUGGUCAGUCACGCAGAGUUUGACCUUUAUACAGCAGCUUGACCGUGGGAUACGCUACUUUGACCUCCGUGUGUCAACCUUGAAGGGCAAGGCAGAGCUCUAUUUUGUCCAUGGAUUGUAUGGUGCUGAGGUUGGCACCUGCAUGUGUGAGAUCAAAUCCUGGCUGGAUAAACAUCCCAAAGAAGUCAUCUUGCUGGAUUUCAACCACCUCUAUGAGAUGGACAGUACUGACCAUGAACAGCUUGUAGCAACUCUGUUAAGCGUAUUUGACUCCAAACUGUGCCCUGUCAUUGACACUGAGACAGCCGCCCUUAAUGUUCUCUGGGAGAAAGGCUGGCAGGUAUUGGUGUUCUAUCAUCACCCGGUGACAGUAGGAGAUCACCCUGAGUUGUGGUCAGGGUCAUACAUGCCAUCUGUCUGGCCCAAUGUGACUGAAGCCCCUAAGAUGGUAAAUCUCCUGGAGGCUCAUUUCACCCGUGGUCGACCUCAGGGGAAGUUCUAUGUCAGUCAAGGUGUCUUGACCCCAACAGGGACUACCGUCUUGCAGUACAUCAGCCGAUCCCUGCAAGAUGUCUUUGCACUCAUCGCCAUCAAGAAUGUGCAAUAUUUUAUGAAAGACAAGGGUAUUGGGCCAAGGGGACUUAACAUUGUCAUUGCAGACUUUGUUGAGUUGGGGGAUUUUAUUCCAAGUGUUUUAGCACUUAAUCACAAGGCCUGAAAGAAUUCAUCAGAGAAGUGUGUUGAUAUUACUUCAGUGUUAAUCCUUUAAAUGUAAUUAAAGAACAUCUUGAAAUCCUUUAAAUAUAGUUAAUUUCUUUUCUAAUAGCCUACAAACACAUGUAUGUGUGUAAAGUUUUUUAAUAUCUAAAAAUACAAAUUUUAGAAAAAGUCACUUGUGUUAGCAGGAGCCUGAAUGUUUUGAGUCAUACUAAUCCAAGAAGAUGCCAUACUGCAGUGGCGUUGCGCAAACCCCACAUUCCUGAUCUUGAGACCUGCGUGCUUUUGGCAAAUUGCGACACCCUAUUGGUCAAUGUGGCAAGUCAAGCGCGCGUGUGCCACCUAUUUACGCACGUGCCACCGCAGUAAUAGCUUCUAAUUCUGGUUCUCGAAUUACACUAUACCACAAAGUAAGUUCCUAUCAAGUUUUGUUUAGUGUUUUGCCUAAACACAUAUAUAUAUUAAUUAACCUUAAAUACAUUUCUGAUAUGAAUUAACUUAUUUGAAUAUUUAUUGAGAUAAUGACUAUAAGCUAUUUAUUGCAGUGGUUCACCAGCUUAGUAUGGCAUUCCGCACAAGUAUAUACCCAAGUCACUGAAACGUUGUGCUAACUCAGAGGAAAGUGAAACAAGUUCUGAACCUGUACCCUAAUGCUCCCAGAUAUUUCAAAAUCCAACGGGGAAUCUUGAAGGAUUUUGUAGGGCUGAGAAGGGUGAGGCUAGUGCGCUUACAUAUAUGGAGCUUGCUUCUUCUGAAAGACAGCAUGAAAAGUAGUUUCUUAUAAUGGAUUUUGAAGGAUUUAGUGCAUUGCCUGGUCUGAGGACUUUGAUUAUUUCCAUGAUCGAUACUCAGAUUUGUAAGUAAAUUAAAUUAUUCACAGUCACCUCA